UGACGGAGAACACGCCCACUGCACGAAGCGCCUGGCCCUAGGAGCUUGAGUUCUGUCGCUGUGACGUCACUAACGGAAUGUAGUAAAAGGAACGCCCCUAGCCGGCGUCAAGCGGCGGUGUCGAUAGCAAAAUGUCAGGUCGUUCGGUGAGAGCCGAGACCCGCAGCCGGGCCAAAGAUGAUAUCAAAAAAGUGAUGGCGGCCAUCGAGAAAGUCCGCAAAUGGGAGAAGAAAUGGGUGACAGUUGGUGACACUUCAUUGCGGAUAUUCAAGUGGGUUCCCGUUAUUGAUGGAAGAGACAAGGAUAAAAAGGGUAGUACACCCCAGAGCAAUGCCUCGUCCACUGCCAACAACUCUCUCCUGCUGGAAUUUCAGGAUGAGACCAGCAACCAGAGCUCGCCCUCUGAUGUUUAUCACCUAAAGAUGGAAAGCAGCACAUCCAGCCCAAGCCCCCCACACAGCGAGUCCCCCAGUCCGGUACAUACCUCAGACUCCCAGCCUCCAACACUAGGACAAGAGAGUCUUGAUGAGCCCUGUGUGCCUCCUUCAGAAGUGGCCGAUGAACCGCCUACCCUAACAAAGGAGGAACCUGCCCUUUCUGCAGCUCAGGCUGAGGAGCUGGAGGAUUCAGGAGCCCCACCUUUAAAGAAGGUGUGCCGAGAUGUGCCUUUACAGCCGCCAGCUAAUCUCGAGACCUCGUUUCAGUGACAGAUUUGUACUCUAUCGUCCUGCUGAGACGUCUGUUGGAAAGCCUUAGUUGACAAUGUUUGCACAGGAGGCUGGAAGUUGUUUGACUUACCCACAAUGCACUUUGUAAUCGAAAGAAUCCCCCCCCCAGUCUCUAAUCAAAGGCCUUUGGUCUUGUCUUGGAGGAAAGUUGUGUUUUUAUUUUAAUUUCCCCCACACGCUAGAGAGCUGAACACGGCACUAAUGCUUUCACUAUUUCCAAGGCUGAUCUGACAAUACAUGUUCCCGGUACCAGUCUCGUACACAAAUGUGGAAAUCAGUUGUUCAUAACUGAGGCCUGAAGCAUAUUGCCUACUACGGAAAAAUAGCUCAGUGUUUGAACCACAAUUUGAUGUGUAGUCUGGGCUCGGUUUCUAGUGUAAUUGUUAUUUAGACAUAUUUCACAUUAUCUUCAGCCAUUAUUUGCCGGUUUGAUAGGAAUAGUGUAUCCUAAAGCCAUCUUCGGAACAGAUCUAGAAAGCAUGUGUGUUGUUUAAGCUGAAGAGCCUUAAAAGAGGUGACCGUUUCCAAAAAUACAGCCGAAAUGAUCUGCAGAGAGUCCCUUUAUAAUCGUAUUUCAUGUCAGAGACCAAAGUAACGUAUCCUUAUGAUCACUGCCAAACUCCAGAAUAUUGCACUCUUCUGAUAACACAUCAAACUGCACAAUAAAUAAUUACAAAAGCCAUUUACUGGAAAUUCCACACACCUUGUCCAAUAAAUCUGACCCUACAAAGAUUGACUCUAUUUUUCCUUUCUGUCCAAAAUGUCCCCUGGCAAGUUUUAAAGCACUUAGCGGUUCUCUGGAUGUGUUUUUGCUUAAGAGAAUAUUUUUAAUAAACAAAAGUAUUUGAAAAAAAAA
Spea bombifrons (plains spadefoot toad) is the source of this 1584-nucleotide messenger RNA. It is a transcript of the gene BCL7B, whose product is annotated as BAF chromatin remodeling complex subunit BCL7B. NCBI's taxonomy places the organism in Eukaryota, Metazoa, Chordata, Amphibia, Anura, Pelobatidae. The coding region runs from base 132 to 707 and encodes 191 amino acids. The record is from RefSeq and is a predicted model, not a curated record. The transcript is spliced from 6 exons.